AUGCAAGCUGUGCACCACGUUCCUGCAGAAGCAGCCCGCACAUUCGCUCGCGCGAGCACUCCAUGCCGUUGCCCUGGAGCGCUGUGGUCGCAAAGACGAGGCGGUGCAGCUGUGUCAGGAGACGGUUUCAGCAGGUGCUGCGGCCUCAAGCGGAACAGGCGCGUACCUCGACGACACUUGUCUCAACACCCUGCAGGCACAGCCUGCAGAUCAUUUUGGUCAUGCAACUUUUGGGCCAUGGCUGGAGGCUGCCUGGAACAGGGAACCGGACAUGGAAGAGUACGCGUCAGCACUUUUCCUGAACCAAGUCCGGCUCCGGGAGUUUUCCAAGGCACAACAGGUGGCUACGAAGAUGUAUCGGAAGUUCAAUAA
This is a messenger RNA of Symbiodinium pilosum, 372 nucleotides long. The record is from the annotation of a GenBank genome assembly. NCBI's taxonomy places the organism in Eukaryota, Dinophyceae, Suessiales, Symbiodiniaceae.